CGUCUGCCAAGCCUUGAUGGCGGGCAAGGCGAAGCAGGUCGAGGGCGAGUCCGAGUGCUGCGAGUGAUGCAAUGGCGGGCGCUCCUCUGAUCUGCAUCGACCUGAUGGCGUGCCAGGCUUGUUCAGCAGAGGUGAUCUUGAUCCACUCGAUAUGGUGGGGCAGCAAGAGCUGGUCUACAAUCUCGACGUAGCCCUUGCCUUCAAACUGGGCGGGGUCGCCGUCUGGCAUUCGUAUCGCUCGUAGCUUGUCAUCUUGCUUGCCGUUCGCUCCCUUGGCUGACAUCUUGCCUCCUCCUCCUCCUCCUGAUCCUCCUCGGCGGCCAAGGACAGCGCGAGGUUUCUCUGCUGGCGUGCAGUGUCGAGCGUAUGAGCUUGUUCGCUCGAGCUGCGUCUGCCUUUCGACUGCGAGGAGGAGCAAAGACGAGCGCAGAGCAGCAGGAGAGGACAGCGCUCCGUCGACGAGUCCUCCGUGGCUUGCUAUGGCUCCCCGUCGCCAUCUUUGUCGAGGACAACAUCGGCUCCGUUGCACGCAUCACCGGUCGAUCGAUGCAGCCUGCUCUGAACCCAGAUAGCUCGAGAUUGCACGAGGAUGUCGUCUUGCUCGAUAAAUGCUCGGUCUGGUGGUCUGCCUACCAGCGUGGCCAGGUCGUCGUCAUGAGAUGCCCUAUACCGCCCUACGGUACCUCUGUCAAGCGUAUCAUCGGCUUGCCGGGCGAUCUGGUCAAGACGAGACGACCCUAUCCCGACCGCUACGUCAAAGUACCUGAAGCACACUGCUGGGUGGAAGGCGACGAGUCCUUCCACUCUACAGACUCGAACACUUUUGGACCGAUACCCAUCAAGCUUAUCGAUGCGAGAGUGGCCUAUAUCCUCUGGCCGGGUUCGCGAUGGGGUACGGUGAUACCCUCUGCUCGUCCCUCUCGCGUCAUACACGCCAAGCGAAAGCCGGCAUGGGCAGAAGCAGACGAGAGGCGGAGCGCGUUUGCAGAUGUCUAGUCAGCUGUCGCGUUCAGCCACACGACUCUGUCUGCUGGCGAGUCUCAUAGGCUUUCAGUCGCUCGCGUUUGUCGGCCUCGUUGCGCGCUCGACGCUGCUCUGUUUCGAGCCGUUUGGCCGCUUUGGCUUCCUCGAAAGCCGAUCGAGCUGGCGAACCGUCAUCCUUGCUGUCCAGCUGGAUAGUCACUGGGCCCCAGUUGACCAGGCUGACGUCCAUCAUGGCCCCAAACCGGCCGUCUGCGAUCUUGCCGUCGUAGGACUGCCCCAGACGAAAGAGCAGCUGC
This is a messenger RNA of Mixia osmundae IAM 14324, 1280 nucleotides long. RefSeq lists its product as uncharacterized. Gene Ontology annotation, molecular function: serine-type endopeptidase activity. The transcript is spliced from 6 exons. The record is from RefSeq and is a predicted model, not a curated record. Gene Ontology annotation, biological process: mitochondrial respiratory chain complex assembly. Gene Ontology annotation, cellular component: mitochondrial inner membrane peptidase complex; membrane. NCBI's taxonomy places the organism in Eukaryota, Fungi, Basidiomycota, Mixiomycetes, Mixiales, Mixiaceae. The coding region runs from base 367 to 996 and encodes 209 amino acids.